Neopelma chrysocephalum (saffron-crested tyrant-manakin) is the source of this 3970-nucleotide messenger RNA. RefSeq names its product BEN domain containing 2 (gene BEND2). NCBI's taxonomy places the organism in Eukaryota, Metazoa, Chordata, Aves, Passeriformes, Pipridae. The transcript has 12 exons. The record is from RefSeq and is a predicted model, not a curated record. Bases 1 to 2307 code for a protein of 768 amino acids. Gene Ontology annotation, molecular function: DNA binding.
AUGCUGCGCUCACGCCGCGCCUACCGAGGGACAAGGCGGUGGCGGCGCCGCCCCCGCGCUCCCGUUUGCCGAGCGCGCCUCCGCGCGCAGCCGCACUGCUCUAAAACAGUUUGUUGCUCACGUCGGAGAAAGCGCUUCCGUUUCCAACGACGCAUUCCGGCCACACCUGCCCCUGCCCGUGCCCGAACCUCGGCUCGCUCCGCUGCCCGACCCGCCCGAGGAGGACCCCGCGCUCUGCCGCCCCACCAGGCCAUGUCCGAGGAGGAUUACAUAUGUGUGAAGUCUGAAGAUGAUGUUGAAGCAGUGAUAAUGGACCAUGGAGAACAUGGACUGUCUACACAAAACUGCAUGUCAGUGGAACAAAACUGUGAAGCAAACAGUGCUGUUCACCACGUGGGUCAACUUGCCUAUGGAGGCGAAGGCUUACCAGUGCUGACUGAUCAAAUGGCUUCACAAAUGAGCCAUUCUACAAUGAUGCAGAGAGGAAAUGGUCACAGCCCUGAAAAAGUGGAUUUUGUGGUUUUGCGUAAUAAAAGAAAACGAGUUUGUCCUACUGUAGUGGAACAGAAUGCGGUGAGAACCAGGGAAGAAGAAUAUGAAGAUAGUGACAGUGUCAUUUAUGAGUAUGAACCAGACUAUGAAUGUGAGAGUAUUGUAUCUGAAGCUUCCUAUGCUGGAUAUCAACAGAUUACACUUAUGGAGGUCCUCAGUUAUUGCCAGGCCAUGUAUGAUGCCAUUCAGAAAUUGGAUAAAAAAUUUGACGUUCUUCAUCGAAAGGUCUCGGAAAUGCAGCAUACUCGUGUAAAGCCACUGUUGCUAAAACCUAAACCAGUUGGAUUUUCAUACAGAAGUUCCAGUCAUUUGCCCCAAGGAAAAAUAAGAGUACAAAAAUCCAUGGAAAGGGACUUAAGUCUUCAUCUCUCUUCACCAGGCCAGGGAAGGCAUAGUCCAGUUGUAAGGGUUCCUUUACAAAAUGGCCAUGCUCAAGUCAAUUCCACAGUAAAACAUGCUCAGCAGAGUUUUCAGUUUGAAUCACAGCAGCCUGUUGGUAGGCAGAGCCCACCACUCCCCACUAUAGUUUCAACACAUUCAUUGCAUUCAUCAUACACAGCAACUAAUGAGAUGCCUGACCUUUCACCACAAUCAAAUCUUGCACCCAGUAUUGUGGAAAGUACUGUCAACGUUGCAUCUUCACCAGUGGCAUCAUCAUCGAUGCCAGCACCAUCUGAGCCCAGUCAAGAAAAUAAUGCUGCAGUGGAGAACUACAGAAAUGCAUCUGGGGAUGUGAAUAUUAGUGAAGAGCUACCAUCUUCCUCAGUCUUCAUCGACCCUAGCUUUGAGUUUGUUGGUGACCCAGCGAGAAACGUAAAAGUUCUUGGAAACGAUUUGGUGAAGGCUCGGCAAAAGACUAAACCGAAGUACGCCGCGCGCUACCUGGUUCGUGUCCUGUUCCCCAAGAAAACACUGUUGUGCAGCAUUAUGGGAGCGAGUGCACGAGGGCGCAGGACAUUGGAUCCAAACAAAAUUGCUGCAAUAAGAGAAUUUCUGGUAACUAACUUUCCAACCUAUGAUUUGAGUGAGCAUGGAAAAGACUGGAAAACCUGUAUCACAAAUGUCAAUGCUAUGAUCCGCUGUUUACGCUCUGAAACAAAAAGAAACUCAGGAAGUUCUGUUAAGGAGACAACUGAGGGGAAAGAAAAAGUAGCUGAUGCUCCAGAUACAUCUCGUUGUGUAGAUUUAAGUUAUAAUGAAGAUAGUGGAGGCAAUUCACAAAACUCUCAGAAAAUGACCAGCUCCACAACUGACACAUCACGGAAUUCAGGAUUGGAUAAGUUUCCAGAAGCUUUCCACACAUCUUCAGUCAGGAAACAACAGUGUUUGGAACCUAUGGAACCUCUUGGGAGUCCGUGGCGCAACGUCCAGUUGCCUUUCUCAGUCAUUUACGUAGCCAAGGGGAAGACACGGCCAGAGCUGUCAGCUCGCUACCUAAUUCGUCAUAUGUUCACUGAAGAUGUGCUGGUAAAAAGCAAUGUAUAUGGUAGUCUUGAUCGUGGCAUGAGCCCCCUGGAUUCCAACAAAAUUAAUGCUCUCAGAGACUUCCUUCAAGAGAAUUUUCCAUCCUUUGAUCUAAAUGAGAGUGGAUUUGAUUGGAAGGCAUGUGUGGCUGCCAUAAACAGCACAAUCCGCAGUCUCAGACAUGAGCUUAAAAAGGCUACGGUUGGAAUCCGCCAGAGAGCCUUGGCAGUGCCAUCAUCGAGUGCAGAGUCCUCCAAGGAAUCCCGCUCCAGUAAAGCCAAUGGAAAGUAGCACUAUCAUGUCACGGAUUGAAGCCCUCUAUAUCUGUCUCAAAUCUUAAUUCAUCAGGUUUUUAUAAAUUCUGUGUAAAAGCCUGUAAAAUUGAGUUGUCCCAUUAAACCGAAUUGUCAGCAGCGCUUUAUAGUAUCACUUCAUGAGACCAAAGUUAGCAGAAGACUUGGGAACCCUAACUCCUUGUAUAAGUAGCAUUUGUACUCCUCAGAAAUUACUUUCACUGUUCCUUGUCGCAUUUGCAAUGUGCUCUAUCUUAAAAGCAUCUUCUCAUGAUUCAUUGAAUCUGAAAGAUUAAUCUGAUUAGAAAAGAUGCACUGUGCAUCAGGUCAACAGAAGCAGAUGGAAAAGAGAAGAGGAAAGAAUGAUCCUUCUUGAAGGAUGAAUCAUAGCCAGCUAAGUUAUCUAAUUACGUGUGAGGAAUGAAAUUUGCUUUGUCAAUUGGAUAUUUUAAGCAAAAAUAUUGGAAAGGAAAAAUAUUUUUAAUUGCAUUUAGUUAACUUGUAUCUGGACUUGAUCUUGGGGGUGUUUCCCAACCUUAAUGAUUCUAUUUGCCUCCUGUAGCAGACUUUUUUGUAGGAUAAGAGGCAGACAACCAUGUAAGUACAGUUGGAGUAGUGCUUUGCUCUGAUUUAGCUCUACGAAAGGGCAAAAAAAGCACCCAGAACAAACAGUUCAGUGAUUUGUUGUUCAAUGGAAACUGUUUUUCCUUGAUGAAAUGUAAAGGUAAUACUUUCUCCAGGAUCCUGAACUCCACUAUACGGUCUCUGUUACGUGUUUUUCCAGCAUCAGGCACUGUCCUCCCAGUGUCCAUGUACUGGCAGACUGGUGUGUGAGUUUGCCUUGCCACUUGCAUCAUGUCUGAGCACAGUCUCAGAGGUCCAACUUCUUCACAGAAAGAAGCUGCUCAGAAGACUGGCACAGAGAACCGAUUUUACCUCUGAAAUUUGAGGCAAGGGUGGCUUCCAAAAUUAUGGCUAUGUACAUAGCAGAACUGUCCUCUCCUAGGCAAAGAUUUUAUAGUUUAUUUGUUAGCAAUAGCAUAAAACAGUGAAGUUUAUUUAUUUUCACUUCUGUUCGUAACACGCAGUAUUUAUUAUAUAUAGCUUAGGACUGGCUUUUUAACUGUAAAUUAGGAUAUGCAAUGGCCUUAUCAGAUACGAAAUUAGUAAUUUAAGUUCCCCCUGCCACCUCCUUGCAGAAGUCCUCUGUAUGAAUCAAGAAGUAGGCUGAAUUUCUGAUUUUCUCUUUUUACUAGAAAUGUAUGGCAAAUUUGAUUGUUCUGGUGUGCUACUAACAAAUUUUUCUGUUACUGAUCUAUACAGUCAGUAUUUGCCAAGAACUUUGGUGUGUGUAGAUAUUACUAGUUCGAAACCUUAGAAAAAGCUGAAAAUGCUUAUAUUUUUUCAGUAGUUUUAUGACUUUUUUUCACUAGAAUUAUAUAUUUAUUGAAUGAUCUGUUUGGCACUGAAAUCUGUAAAGUGUGGUGCAUACCUAUUGCUUCCGUAUUGAAAAGAGAAUUGAAUAAUUGAAUCAAAGUAGAAAUAGUUUUCUUAUUUCUGUUUCAAAUGUAUUCAUUUUUGCUAAGUUUUAUAAGAUAAAAUUACAGUAUUUUGCUGUUAGGAUAAAAUAUUUUACAAAUAAAACCAUCACAUAUAGCUCC